Aspergillus melleus is the source of this 1011-nucleotide messenger RNA. RefSeq lists its product as uncharacterized. Lineage: Eukaryota; Fungi; Ascomycota; Eurotiomycetes; Eurotiales; Aspergillaceae. The transcript is spliced from 2 exons. The record is from RefSeq and is a predicted model, not a curated record. Bases 1 to 1011 code for a protein of 336 amino acids.
AUGGAGGCCAAAGAAUUGGAAGAAAUGGAGUUUCCGGCUCAUUCAUACGUUCCUGAGACCUUCAUCCGUGCAAUCCUCGACAAACCCGGCCAUCCUUUGUUCGUUUCGGGCAUCACACAACUGGAAUGUAGUUCGGGCCGUAAUGACGAGGAUCCAGUUCCUUAUGACCCGCUCAAAGCCCGAGUCGGUGCUCCAGCGCGAUUGGGGAACCAAUACUUUGCAGAAUAUUUUGCAGCAAACCUGUGCGGAGUGGAUCGAAAUCGUGCCGAGGGCAGGCGGGUCGGUUACAGGAUGCAUAUGCCAUGCUGGGUGCUGCUAUGCCGUCUAGUUGGGAAGCAACUGAUAGAAGAAAACCUUGACUGUUUUGUCGCGACAGUGAAAUCAUUCUGGUGCUCGGAAAUUAGCAACUGGAAUCUAAAAUCCGUGGAAGGCUACUAUGGCACCUACCGUGGCAUCAUGCCCUGGUCUGAAAGACAAUGGAUUUGGCCAAGAUACGCCGGUGGAAGAAAACCGUCUCUUCCAGAGCCCUGGUUGCGGGCUGAUAGCAGGGAGAACCCAGGGGCAAUUUCUGAUAUUCAUCAGCUGAUUAGAAACGCAUCUCUAGUACCUAGUCAGCAAUUUGCGAUGCACGGAAAUCAUCCAGUGCACAAUAUUCCGUUAGACGUUGCGAUCAUAAUCGUGGAGCUAAUUCGAGAGGAACCAAACUACGAUUUGAAAGGCGUCAGAACUACAAAGAACCUGCUCACUGCGUUUGGGUGGCGCCUACCCAAUACUUACUGGCAGUCACAUUGCAGAAACUGCUUGGUUUUUGAGGUCGAAGAUCUAAUACAGGCCGGAUCCGAGGUCGACUGGCAAUUUCUUUGCCUCGGUCUGGAAGAGCUUAUUUUUGGUCACCGCAAGUACUUUAAGAGAGGACUGAGGAAUCGGGGCCGAAUCAUGCAGCUUAUUGAAAGGAUCAAGGAGUCAUUUUUGGUGAGAUUGAAGGCUAGCAGCGCCAGCAAAGAAGAGUGA